AUGAACAUAAAUUCAAUCAGCAACGUAUAUUUAGCCGAAUGGUACCAGAAAGAAGCAGAUCUGAAUCGUCAACUGAUGGUGAGCUUUUUUCCCAGCGACAAGUCCGUUGAACUAAUCGAUUUGAAAACCAGAAAAACGUUCCUGCGUCGUACCAAAAUCGAGGAGCUUAACGAGAACGAUUUUUUCAUCGGUGCAAAAUUGCUUAUAUUUGGCAAACAGAUUCAUAUAAUCGACUACGGUGAUGCAAAAACGAGGAAUAAAAAAGCCGAUCAACAACUUUCUUUUGGAAUGAUAAAAGCAGAUGCGUUGCUGCAUAUUGGGGAGAUACUAUCUAAAAUCUACAAGACAGGCUUAGGUGUCCGUCGACUGGCGAUGUUGAAAAUAGAUGAAAAUUAUUCCUCGAUAUUAAAAUCAGUUCGCUCGGAGGCUUCUAAUUUGAACUAUCUGAUGGAUUGCAUGCCCAGUCAGUCAUUCAUAGCAAUGGAGAUCAUUGGCAAUAACGCGUACAAUCAAUAUCGAGAACUAUGUGGCCCCGAAUCCGCAUCCGAAGCAAAAGAAUGUGCCCCGAGCAGCUUCCGUGGAUUGUAUGGAAGUGAUAUUUACUGUUCACGUUCUGCCGAAGAUGCUGCUAAUGAAUCCCGAUUCAUCUUUCAAAAUAACGACAUCAAACUUGUGCUCCGCUCAUCAGCACUAUUCACGAAUAGCACGCUGUGUAUUAUCAAGCCACACGCGGUGCGCGAGGGUAAAACAGGAGAAAUUAUCACCGAAAUAUUGUUGAAAAAAUAUACCAUAACCGCCAUGAAAAUGCUUCGCUUCGAACGUCCUAACUGCGAAGAAUUCCUCGAAGUGUACAAAGGAGUCGUGCCUGAGUACGAGUCCAUGGUAAUGCAGAUGAUCAGCGGAGACUGUGUAGUAUUGGAAAUUACCAACAAAUACGAUGAUAAUCGCAGCACCUACCAGAGUUUCCGAGACUUUUGUGGACCCAUUUGUCCCGAAGUCGCCAAACUCACCAGACCUCAAACCUUACGGGCCAUGUUUGGGAAAAACAAGGUGAUGAAUGCCAUUCACUGCACCGAUCUGGAAGAAGACACCACGCUCGAGUUGGAAUAUGUUUUUAAAUUUUUAAACUGA
This is a messenger RNA of Anopheles nili, 1131 nucleotides long. It is a transcript of the gene nmdyn-D7, whose product is annotated as nucleoside diphosphate kinase 7. Gene Ontology annotation, cellular component: centrosome. The transcript is spliced from 6 exons. Lineage: Eukaryota; Metazoa; Arthropoda; Insecta; Diptera; Culicidae. The record is from RefSeq and is a predicted model, not a curated record. Bases 1 to 1131 code for a protein of 376 amino acids.